This is a messenger RNA of Salvelinus fontinalis (brook trout), 1369 nucleotides long. Its product is annotated as CD9 antigen-like. NCBI's taxonomy places the organism in Eukaryota, Metazoa, Chordata, Actinopteri, Salmoniformes, Salmonidae. The record is from RefSeq and is a predicted model, not a curated record. The coding region runs from base 157 to 843 and encodes 228 amino acids. The transcript is spliced from 8 exons. Gene Ontology annotation, cellular component: membrane.
UAGGCACCACCACGCACAGCACGCAGACAGCAGAGACAGAGAGGACUACCAUCAACCUCCAUUCGCCCAACUGACCGGAAUCAACAACAUUAUUAUACAGCUUUUAUAACAGUAUUACAGACGUCUAAAUCUCUUCAUCUGACAGACAGACGGACCAUGGCGCUGCUGACGGGAGGCGAGACUUGCGUCAAAUAUAUCUUGUUCAUCUUCAACUUCGUCUUCUGGUUGGCAGGAACAGGAGUAUUGGCUGUAGGGCUGUGGCUGCGUUUUGACUCUCGGACUGAGGGACUGUUCAGUGGAGAGGACUCUCCUUCUGUCUUCUUCACCGGUGUGUAUAUUCUGAUCGCUGCGGGGGCGUUGAUGAUGGUCGUGGGGUUCCUGGGCUGCUGUGGAGCCAUUAAGGAAUCCCCCUGCAUGCUCGGACUGUUCUUCUUCUUCCUGUUGUUGAUCUUUGGGGUGGAGGUAGCAGCAGGGAUCUGGGGGCUCUCCAAUAGAGAUACGGUGGUGGAUGACAUCACAGAGUUCUACAAGCAGACUUACAAUAACUACUUGAACACCAAGCAGGAGGCCCUGAAGGAGACAUUACGCCUCAUACACUUUGGACUGAACUGCUGCGGCCUGACAGGCACGGUGAUUGACAGCGCCAGGGAGACCUGCCCAAAGAAGGAAGGACUGGAGGCUCUGAUUACCACGAGUUGUCCAACGGCCAUUGAUGAGGUGUUCAACUCUAAACUCCAUAUCAUUGGAGGAGUGGGCAUCGGAAUUGGAGUCCUCAUGAUCUUUGGGAUGAUCUUCAGCAUGCUGCUGUGCUGUGCCAUCAGGAGGUCUCGUGACAUCAUGUAGACCCAGACUCUGCCAUUCCGUGCCUUAACUUAUCUGUGUGUCUUUCCUCAAUAGAUGUUAAAUGCUCACUAUGUUUGUACUGCCAUUAGGAUUAGGGUUAGUUGUCAGUUUUAGGCUGGCAGCCAACCAACCAGUCAGCCAGCCAGCCAGCCAACCAGCCAGCCAGCCAGCCAGUCAGUCAGCCAGCCAGUCAGCCAGUCAGCCAGCCAGUCUCUACCCUGGAUGGAAACUCAGUCUCCUGUGAAUGUGUGGAGCUGUGCUGAGGUUUCAGGCUGUGUAACAUUAAUGUAAUCACUGUAUCGUUUCAUCACUGUAGAAGCAAAACGCCUUAAAAGCUGCCAGAAUGUAAACUGUGCUUUAAAAACCUGACUACGUUUCUCCUCAUAGUGCCUAUUUGUUCAGCUACAUGGACUGGAACAACUUUUAAGGCAGAGUACAGAUUUUAUAAACAGUUUUAUUGCAACUAUUUUGAUGAACAAAGAUGUGUAAUUUCUUUGAAUUGCCAAAUAAAAUGAAUUAAUAUGGA